This is a messenger RNA of Corythoichthys intestinalis (scribbled pipefish), 4050 nucleotides long. Its product is annotated as arylsulfatase I-like. Lineage: Eukaryota; Metazoa; Chordata; Actinopteri; Syngnathiformes; Syngnathidae. The record is from RefSeq and is a predicted model, not a curated record. The transcript has 11 exons. Bases 1255 to 3300 code for a protein of 681 amino acids.
UAAAAUAUAUGAAAGUCUAAUGUUUAUCAGUACAUUACAGAAAAUAAUGAAAUUUAUCACAAUAUGCAAAUUUUUUGAGAAGGACUAGUAUUAUAGUUGUGUGUACAUAUGAACUAUUUCCCUAAAUGGAUUGGAUAAUAUAGUCAUUCAUUAAUUUAGCUUAUUAAAAAAUGGUUAACUUGUGUAAACUUAUGUAAAUAAUACACUAUUGUAAUAUUAUGCAGUAUUAUGAUAUUAUUAUAAUAUCAUAUAAUCAUAAAUAGGCCUAUUUGUAAAAUUAACAGCAUUUUCCCCUACUUGUAAAUCCAGGAAUUGUAUCACUAUGUAUGGAGGCUGCACGUUUUUUGUCCAUAACACAUACAGUACUUGCAGUCUCUACAGCAAUAUUUGUGUUUACUGACACUAUUAAAAGUGUAUUACUCCUGGUUUAUGUUCUGCCUCACCGUCUCCACUGUAAACAUGUUUGCUUUUUGUGCGUCUAAAAUUAAUGAUGCAGUCCUCCAGUUGUUUUUGAAUGCACAUUUGGUUUCAGUUAGAUGGAACGGCCUUCUUUAUAACACGAGAGCAUGAUCCAUUAUUUAUCUCCUUGCAGAUGGCCUAUUUUCUCAUUUCCCUUUGAACGCGUGCCUAGCAAUUACUCGCGCUGUGACCAAAAUGAAUGUAAAUUCCACACGUGGAAUAUUCUAAUGUCUGGUAAACGUUCUGAAUUAGUCCAUAUAGGCGAAUGUUAGACCGUGAAAAGAAGGUUUUGAGCGUCACUUUCGACUCAAAUUUCCGCCCUGCAAAGAAAACACACAGGCAGAUGCGGCGGAUGUCGUCUGGUGUAUUUUUCAAAAUAAAAUCAAAAGUUUGCCGUGGUUUUGUCAGAUGCCGCCGCAACGGUUGUUAGACAGAAAUGUGAUAUAAAUGUUUUAUACCAAAUACAGUCAAGGUGUUAUGUAUCAAACUUAACAUAAAAUGUUAAGGAUGAUUCCUGUUUGUUGUUCUAGCAAUUUUACUCUCAGAAUUUGAGAUUUUUUGUGACGUUUUCAGCUUUGAUGACCUCCGAGAACUCUUAUUUCGGUAGAUAGAAGCGGAAGUCUCGUGGGACAACUACGUUGAACUUGACAAGUGUGGAUUUUUCCCCUCUCGGAGAUUUUUUUUCCAGUGGGAGUGUGAAGAAAGUUCUCUUGGAAACUUGAAGACAUGCGGCAACGUCCGAGGCGAGCAAGACCAAGAAUGAAUUAAAUCUCAGUGAAACCCCAUCGAGGAAGGAUGCGUGCGGUGGCUGCCACGACGCUGGUCCUGACGCUUUGUUUAGUCCGACCCGACCUUAACGAUGGAGACGUCAGUAACGAUGUCUCCGAAGAUGAUUUCGGGAACGAUAAAGCGGCGGUGACUAAGGGCAGAAGGAAGCAGCCUCACAUCAUCUUUAUCCUCAUCGAUGAUCAGGGCUUCAACGACAUCGGUUACCACAACCCGAACAUCAAGACACCCACGUUGGACAAGUUGGCGGCAGAGGGCGUCAAGCUGGAGAACUACUACGUCCAGCCCAUCUGCACGCCCUCGCGCAGCCAGCUCCUCACUGGCAGGUACCAGAUCCACACGGGCCUGCAGCACUCAAUCAUCCGGCCCAGCCAGCCCAGCUGCCUUCCGGCGCACAUGGACACGCUUCCCCAGAGGCUGCAACAGGCCGGCUACGCCACGCACAUGGUGGGCAAAUGGCACCUCGGAUUUUACACGAAGGCGUGCCUGCCGACCAGGAAAGGAUUCGACUCCUUCUUCGGAUCGUUGACGGGAAGUGUCGACUACUACAGUUACGGUUCGUGUGACGGUCCGGGUGUGUGCGGCUACGACCUUCACGCUAACGAAAGCGUGGCCUGGGGUCACCAGGGAAAAUACUCCACGACGCUAUUCACGCAGCGAGCGCGGAAAAUUCUCCAGAGUCACGAUCCCUCCCAGCGACCAAUCUUUCUGCUCCUCUCCUUGCAGGCAGUGCACACGCCGCUUCAGCCGCCCAAGUCCUACAUCUACCCAUAUCGCGAUAUGGCCGACGUGGCGCGCAGGAGGUUCGCCGCCAUGGUGUCCACAGUGGACGAGGCGGUGCGCAACGUCACAUAUGCGCUGCGCAAGGCCGGCUUCUACCGCGACAGCGUCAUAGUCUACUCCACCGACAACGGGGCGCAACCCUUCACCGGAGGGAGCAACUGGCCGCUCAGAGGACGAAAGGGUACGUACUGGGAGGGCGGUGUGCGCGGCGUGGCGUUCGUGCACAGCCCGUUAUUGCGACGCAGGAGGCGCGUGUCCAAAGCGCUCGUUCACAUCACCGAUUGGUUCCCAACCUUGCUGUCGCUCGCCGGAGGAAACGUCAGCCAGAGCCAAGGUCUGGACGGCUUUGACGUUUGGGGCGCCAUAAGCGAAGGCCGGGAGUCUCCCCGCCACGAGAUCCUGCACAACAUCGACCCCCUGCAUAAAGCCCCCGAGCCCGCACAAACCUGGGACGUGCUGGAAAACAACUCGCUCAUCGAGAAACCGAAGAAAAAGAGGAAGAAGAAGAAGCUACUUAAGCAGCGACCCAAGCAAAAGUCAGCUUUCAAAUUGGCUAAAAGCUCAAACAAGUUGAACACGUACCUCAAAGCCCAUCCGAACCGCCUCCACGCAUCCCGCCCCAAGGCUAGAAGGACGGCGGUCCCGGAGCACAAUCUGUCAUGGGCCCCCACUAAGGUCCGCUCGCAACUGAAGUCCAAAAGGUCAUCGUCGCUUGCCAACGCUGAUUCUCCCCUCCCGGCGGGUGAGACACCCGUGUGGGACACGUCCGUCCAGGCGGCCAUCAGAGUCGGGGACUGGAAACUGCUCACCGGGGACCCCGGACAUGGAGAGUGGGUCCCCCCGCAGGUCCUACCAACGUUGUUAGGCCGCUGGUGGAACCUGGAGCGAGCAUUCCCGUCGCUGCAGCACGGCCGGGGUUCGGAGGUGGCCAAAAGUGUCUGGCUGUUCAACAUCAGCGCUGACCCGUACGAGCGCCUCGACCUCUCCCAACAGCGGCCAGACGUGGUGCGCCGCCUCCUCGCCCGCCUGGCGUACUACAACCGCACCGCCGUGCCGGUCUACUUUCCACCCGACGACCCGCGCGCCCACCCCGACUGGCACGGCGGUGCCUGGGUGCCCUGGAUGGACCAGGACAGGGACCAAGAUAAGGUGUACAAGAAGGUCCAUCAAGAGAAGAAGAAGAGUAAGGGGAAAAAAAACAAAUGCCGACUGUGCAAGCUGAAGGCCUUCUUUCUGAAACUCAACACGGGCAUCAUUUCCAGUCGCAUUUGAGAUGCAUCAUAAUGACAAACUUCAGCAGCGUUCACACUCCCACAUCUGUAAAAAGUAUUUUUUACAGUCACAUUUGGAAUCUCACUUGUAGUAUGACUACAAAACUAACGACGUUUUCCCACAAAGGGAAAAAAAAAACUUUUAAAGUGGAACAAUUGUGACUAUUCACACAAUUGUCUAUUUUUUUGUAGAAAAUAUUCAGUGUUUUUUUCUUGAAAGGAUACUGCCUUCCCCCGUAAAAUAAUUUAUUUGAUGCAAAAUUGCUUGGUAACACUUUGACGGAGUCACAAGACUGUCGUAAGACCGUCAUAAUUAUGACAUGACACCGUCACGAGCAUUAAUGAAUGCCUAUGACAUGUCAUUAAGUGCCGUCCGGCAAAUUAUGUCACUUUUGAAUGGAUGCAAAAGAUGCAGACUGGACAUACCUUAUUGGCCCGAAUAUAAGACGGUGUUUUUUGCAUUGAAAAAGGACUGAAAAAGAGGGGGGUGUCAUAUAUUCGCGGUCUAGACGUUAUACCCAUUCACGACGCUAGAUGGCGACAGAUAUCAUUGAAGCGAUGUUCUGUCACGACAACUCUCAGCUACUCUACGCAUUCAUGACGCUAGAUGGCGCCAGAUAUUAUUGAAGCGAUGUUCUGUCAUGACAGAUCUCAGCUACUCUCAAAUUUAACCAGUUUGCAUUGUUUUAUUGCAAUGUUUUUCCUUAUUCAGAUUUGUUUCAAGACUACAGUUACAGUUCGACUUCACUUU